GAGAAAAAAGCCCGGGAUGAGUCUCUGCAUUGCCAAGUCUCGGCAUCCCCGAACGAACGAUUCUCCUCGAAGUCAAUCCGUCGAUACAAGUACUGCAUCGGGUACUGUCUUACGAUCAGUUUGUGCUCCAUACCCUUAGGCUGGGACGUGGGGACCAUUGGAGGCUACACCGGCUCCCAGGUUUUUCAAGCAAAAUUUGGCAAUAGGCUCAUGAAAUCAACCGAACGUGUAGAAUAUACGUUCGACAAAGCAGUCCUAGGGCUCGUAGUUUCCGUUUUCAGUCUCGGAUGUGCCUUCGGCGGUUUAGCUUUGGGAAAACUUGGAGAUACAUACGGCCGAAAGGUAGGAAUAUUGGCUGCCACCUUUAUGUAUGUCCUUGGAGUCAUCAUACAGUCCGUCUCUAUCAUUGCGGAGAACUGGGUUUGCUUGUGCGGUGGCCGGGUUUUGGCAGGUUUAGGAGUCGGCUCGUUAAACGUUAUCGGCCCUGUAUUAAUUGGAGAGUGCGCUCCUUCCAGUAUCAGGGGUUUAUGCGUUUCCUUCUACCAGGUGAACUGUUCUCUCUUUAUAUUCUUGGGCCAGGUCUCCAUGAUUUUCCUCUCGAGAAACCACCUCGAUUCGAGGGUUCUAUACAGUUUACCCAUUGUUUUUCAGGCCCUUUGGGGAAUUAUUAUAACCGUAUUGUGUAUCUCCGUCUUUCCUGAAUCCCCUCGGUACUUGAUACAAAAGUCUCGCUUUGAAGAGGCUAGGGUGUCGCUCUCUCAAAUACUCCAUAAAGAGGCAAAUGACGCCGAGGUCACCGAAGAAUUAGACUACUUGUACCAAUCGAUUUCAACUAACCUUGAGGCAUCCAAGCCCACCAACAUUCUACGCCUCCUCAAAAACAAAGAAUUUUCUCCAAUGGUUCUGAUGGGGAUGAUUUUAAUGGGGUUUCAACAGUUAUCGGGGAUCAAUUACUUUUUUUACUACGGAAACGAAGUUUUCACCUCCAUAGGACUUGAAGAUACGUAUAUGUGUUCUGGUUGUCUUGGGCUAGUAAACCUUGUGUUUUCUAUUUGUGCCGUCCUUGCCAUCGAAAAGUUUGGUAGAAAAUUUGGGUUGCUAAUAGGUGCCCUAGCAAUGGCAGUUUUCAUGCUAACCUACUCGAGUGUCGGUAACUGGAACAUUUUCUCGCCCAAGGCAAAUGGGAUAUUGAUGAUAGCCUUCACCUGUUGCUUUAUUGCUAGCUUUGCCAUGACCUGGGGCCCAAUUCCUAACUUGGUAUUGAAUGAAAUUUACCCCAUCGCUAUCAAACAAACUUCUAUGUCAUUCGCGGGGUUUACGAACAAUACCUUUAACUUUAUAAUUUCUCUAUCCACCCCAGUCAUUGUGAAAAAUAUCGGAUUCGGACUUGGAUUCAUCUUUUGUCUCUGUUCCUUCUGUGGUGCUGCGUUUGUUUUAUACUACGUCCCAGAAACCAGGAACAAAACCCCAGAAGAACUUGGCAGGUUUUUUUGCAAGCUUGCCGAGCCA
Babjeviella inositovora NRRL Y-12698 is the source of this 1509-nucleotide messenger RNA. Its product is annotated as sugar porter family MFS transporter. The record is from RefSeq and is a predicted model, not a curated record. Gene Ontology annotation, cellular component: plasma membrane. The transcript has a single exon. Gene Ontology annotation, biological process: transmembrane transport; carbohydrate transport. The annotation marks the transcript as partial. NCBI's taxonomy places the organism in Eukaryota, Fungi, Ascomycota, Pichiomycetes, Serinales. Gene Ontology annotation, molecular function: carbohydrate:proton symporter activity.